Molecule: messenger RNA, 3935 nt
Organism: Hemiscyllium ocellatum (epaulette shark)
Lineage: Eukaryota; Metazoa; Chordata; Chondrichthyes; Orectolobiformes; Hemiscylliidae
Product: transmembrane channel-like protein 3
Cellular component (GO): plasma membrane
Molecular function (GO): mechanosensitive monoatomic ion channel activity
Source: RefSeq, a predicted model, not a curated record
AUGAGCAAGAGAUUACAGAUAGACACAUUGGUUCACACUAAGGGAGCAUUGCCCAGACAAGCCAAGGAGAUUGUAUUGAAAUAUGAAGGCAGACUGACAAGGACAAGAGGUUAUCAAGCAGCGGGGGCAGAAAUGUGGAAAAAAUUUGGGCGACUGAUAUGUAACAUCACCGUGCUGUAUCCCUGGGAAAUGAGAAUCAAGAAAAUAGAAAGUCAUUUCGGUUCUGGAGUCGCCUCGUAUUUUAUCUUUCUGAGAUGGAUGUUUGGCAUCAACAUUGUGCUGACAAUAAUGACCGGUGCGUUUGUUAUUUUACCCGAGCUUUUAGCAGGUGCCCCAUUUGGAAGCGUUCCCAGCAAAACCAUUCCUGCAGGACACGUCGCAUCAGCUCAGGAUCUGGACACCAUCUGGUCACUCGGGGGCUACCUCCAAUAUUCCGUCAUGUUCUACGGUUACUACGGCAACGAGAGGAAGAUUGGGAGGGCAGGCUACCGUUUACCACUGGCCUAUUUCAUGGUGGGAAUGGCUGUGUUUGCCUAUAGCUUCAUCAUUCUCCUACGAAAAAUGGCGAAGAAUUCGCGGUUGAGCAUGGCUAGUGCUUCCGAUGAGAAUUACACCUUCUGCUGGAAGAUCUUCUGUGCCUGGGACUAUCUGAUCGGGAAUCCAGAAGCUGCAGAGAGUAAAACAGCUGCAGUGAUCAACAGUAUUCGGGAAGCAAUUCUGGAGGAACAAGUGAAGAAAAAAGACAGAAGCUUGGCGGUGAUAAUAAGCUUAAGGAUCCUUGCCAACAUACUGGUGCUUCUCUCUCUCGCCGGCAGUAUUUAUAUCAUUUAUUUUGUUGUGGAUCGCUCGCAGGAGUUGGAGCGCACUAAAGCUGAGUUGUCGCUGUGGGAAAAGAAUGAGGUGAGCGUUGUUGUUUCCCUCAUCACUAUGAUCGCUCCCUCGGUGUUCGAACUUGUGGCCCAGCUGGAGAUGUUGCACCCCAGGACCACCCUGCGGUUCCAGCUCGCCAGAGUGUUGGUGCUGUACUUGGGCAACCUCUACAGUUUAAUCAUCGCUCUGCUAGACAAGGUGAACAGUAUGAGCAUGACGGAUAAUUCCAAUGACACGGGGACAGCGUUUUUAGCAACCCGAGCUCUCCCUGAGGAAGAGAGCCUCUCGACCAUCGUCCCUGAGAUUAGACUGAGGCAGGACAGCUCCUUCGGUUCAGAGGACAACAAAACGAAACCACUCAUCAAAUAUAACCGGACGGCUCUGUUUGAUUACAACAUACUGUCGCAGCAGGAUCAAUGUUGGGAAACCUACGUUGGGCAGGAGAUGCUGAAGCUGUCGAUUAUCGAUAUGCUUUUUACUGUGGGUAGCAUCUUACUCAUUGACUUCAUUCGAGGGCUGUUUGUGCGAUUCCUGAGUGAUUGUUGGUGCUGGGAUCUAGAGAGUAAAUUUCCUGAGUACGGAGAAUUCAAGAUUGCUGAGAAUGUUUUACAUCUGAUAUAUAAUCAGGGAAUGAUAUGGAUGGGCGCUUUCUUCUCCCCAUGUCUCCCAGCAUUCAAUGUUCUCAAACUGAUCGGCCUCAUGUAUUUAAGGAGCUGGGCAGUCUUGACCUGUAAUGUUCCACACCAGCAGGUCUUCCGUGCUUCAAGAUCUAACAAUUUCUACCUGGCCAUGACUCUGUUCAUGCUUUUCUUGUGUAUGCUACCAACUGUCUUUGCUAUUGCGAGAUACCGACCCUCUCCUAGCUGUGGGCCAUUUAGUGGUCAAGAUAAAAUUUAUGACAUUAUAUCAGAGACAAUCGUCAAUGAUUUCCCUGGCUGGUUUAACACCAUGAUGAGUUAUGUCACCAGCCCUGUGGUGGCUCUCCCUGCACUCCUGCUGCUCUUUAUGUUGAUAUAUUAUCUCCAGUCCAUUGCACGCUCACUGAAGUUUACCAAUAACCAGCUCAGGAUGCAGCUCCAAGUUGAACGAACAGAGGAUAAAAAGAAAGUAUUCCAGAUGGCAGUUGCGCGAUUCCAACAUUUGGAAGAUGGUGACAAGAAAACAGAACGUGAGAGUGAGGUGGGCAGCCAGGAGUCUUCACUUCAGUCAUCACCUCGGAGGAACGGGAGUGUUGCGAAUGUUGACUCCCCGGUCAGUGCAGGGAGUCACAUUCCGAGUAUUUCACAACAGCUGGCUCAUGCGGAUGUCCCUCGGAUUCCCAGCCUCACUCAAACGCCAACAGCAGCAGCUUCACGACACAAGCGUGAGCAUGCGUUCCCAAGGAAUCCAGGUGGAUUACAGGGAGCCACAAGUGGGCAUCACAGAGGAAAAGCACCCUCCAGCCAGGCCAACAAAUUACCUGAAGAUGUUCAUCCUGAUGCCCCUUUUAGGAAGUGUGUCAGACCACUACACUAUUCACCCGCAGAAGGGGCUCCACAGAUGAUCCUAGGCCGCAGAGUGCACACGGCACGUUACAUAUUAGUCAAUGAGCGUGAGCCGAAGAAAAGGUUAAUUCGCUCGGUCACUCGAUUCCCCAGGCAUUACAAGGCGGACGAGACAAGGGGUGCCAUGGAAAUGUUACCAAGGAAUCUGAAAAGGUACCCAGUUCACGCAGGGCACCGAACCAACCCGCGGCUCCACCUCAGUGAAGAGGAGGAGGAUGAGGACGAACUGGAGCAGGUCACGUUCAGCAGGUCUCCGCGCCCACACUCGCUCUCCGAUCUCCACCAACCCACUCGCUUCUACAUCGGGGACAGCAAAGACAGUCGGAUAUUGAUCGGCAAGGACGUGGCCCAGAUGCAGUACGAGGACGAGGACUCGGAGCCCCGGCGGGAUCGCGCGGACCCGGGGUCAUCGCACGCUCGGUGGAACGCCAAAGGCCUGGCACCAAGCCAGCAAGGUGCCGGAGCCCACGUCAAAUGGAGAACGAAACACAAAGCAGAGCAGUCGUUGACGGAAUCGGACUCAGCUUCAAUCGCAUCGAGCAGCGAUCAGCAGAACAGCAGCACCGACCAGUACAUUCAAGUCAUCCACACCAAGGACAAGUAUUUGAAAACUUCCAACGAGAAUCUAAGUCGGAGCAAGUCAAGAGUAAGCAUUGAACUGAAUGCGGCAGAGGCUAAUGAGCUGGUCUGUUCCAAUGUCUAGAAUCAGUUUGUUCAUGUGCACAUCAGCAGUAGUUGUGGGAAAAAUGGGGAAGGGAGCUUAAGGAAGGUUAGAUGGAUAGAAUAAGGAGAGAGAACACUAAAAGGUAGGGUUCGAAGAAUUGAGAGUAGACUUGUAUUUUGGGAGGAUUGUGAGAUAGUUUUGAUGAAAUUCGAUGUAAAGUUGACAACUGUGAUCUAUUUCUGAGUCGGACUCCUGACAAUUUUUUAAACCUGUACGUCCUUUUAACCGAUUGCUUAUAACUUAAAGGUGGGUUCCACAUGGAGAAGGUGUUUUGUCAGAUAAAGAGUAUGAGAGGAUAUGGAUCAAAGAUGGGUUAAGAGAGUUCAAAUACAGAUCAACCAUGGUCUUAUUAAAGGGUCUACCCUUUAAUAAGACCAUAAAAACAGUCUGGCAGGGCUGCAUGGCCUCCUCCUAUUCCAAUGUUGUGUUCUCAAAAUUAAUAACAGCAGGAGGUAAUUUAAUGAGAUCAGCAGAUCAAACUAAUCAUUUAAUUAACUUAGACACAUCAUUAGCUAAGCUUCACAUUUAGACAUGUUGCAAGUAAAGGGGUAGACUUGUUGUGUUAUCGUAGAGAACUGUGAAUCAGUUUAACUGAAAAUGUCAUUCCUUAGAUAAAAAAUAGAAAAAAGUCCCUGGCAUUUUUAAACGGACACUGUUAUGGUCAGUCACAAGAUUGUGGGAGGGGUAUAUUCAUUCAGAAAAUUAGCCCUUGGGGAUGCCUUCAGAAUAACAUUGUAUUUAUAUAGCACCUUUACUUCAGAAUAACAUUGCAUUUAUACAGCACCUUUACUUCAGAA